This is a messenger RNA of Zygotorulaspora mrakii, 1125 nucleotides long. RefSeq names its product Pex15p (gene PEX15). Lineage: Eukaryota; Fungi; Ascomycota; Saccharomycetes; Saccharomycetales; Saccharomycetaceae. The record is from RefSeq and is a predicted model, not a curated record. The transcript has a single exon. Bases 1 to 1125 code for a protein of 374 amino acids.
AUGGUCGCAUUAGAGACUAACGGUAACAGCUACAUACAUAAUGGUGGUGAAACUGCAUUAGAAGAUGUACUGAAGCACGAUUUUUUUGGUACUCCUUCUUUUCUCACUGAUGCCGGCAGCGAUGACACUGCUAAAUAUGGUGAGUGUCUGACAUUAUUUGUUCAAGGUGAUAGCUCGAGGUGUCUAGAAGAGAUGCAUAAGCACGACUGGCUCAAUCUAAAUACGUUGAGAAAUAAUCGCCAAGUUUCAAACCUGUUUUUAGGUGCCUUUGAAACUGUGCCUGAUUCAUUGAUUUUUAGUACCCGUUUGCGGGAGUCGAUAAAGCAAGUUUUGACUGGCGAUAUAACUACGAUUUUCGCUGACACCAGUGAGCUGCUAGAUCCAUCUCACCUAUUGGAAAUAAAUCAGUAUUAUAUUUGUUGCGCCAAGCUUUUUCGUACCGAUGGGUCAAAAUUUCAGACAGAGACUGGAUUUCUUGAGUCAAGAGUGAGGAAGACAAUUCUAGAUUUUGCCUCAGAAUUGCAAGACCCACCCAAUCAUGAAACAAUUGCAGAUUUACACAAGCUUGUGGAAAUUUAUGUUUUCGAGAUCCAAGUUGGUCUUCAAAAGAUUAAGCCUUCGACAUCUUUGUACUUCAGGCUUUGUGAAGAUGUACCGAAAUUAGCUGCCCAUUUUCAAGAAACGAUUGAUACUCACUGUGGCAAGUCAAUCGAAAAUUUAAUACUUGAUCAGUUAAAACACAAACAGAAAGUCAAUACAAAUGGUACAAGGCAUCACAAUCACCAACACCAUGAUCGUAGGACUCAGAGUGCUAGUGAUGCAACUGUCUCCCCUAAUUCAUCUGGGAUUGCUUCAACCGCCGCUACAAAUGCAAGAGCAGAGUCUGCAGAAGAACCUGCUCCGAGCUCUCAGCUCACAACGGUUUUAGGAGUAAUAAAGAGGCGGCUUCAUUUUUUUCAGAACAUCCAUUUUUCACAUCAAACAAUUUUGAUUAUUCUUCUAAUGCUGCUAAUAUCGAAUAAGAGUCUACUUAAAUUAGCCCAUUUUCCAAAAUGCAUUACUGAAAUGUAUAAAAGAGUGUCACCACAACUGGCAAGUCUGUUAAGACUGCUCUCUAGUAUAUAG